GCAGUUUCUCAACCUUUAGUCUCUUGUUGAUCUCUGUCUCUUACUCUUUAUGUUCCUGAUUCAUGAUGUUUGUUUGAAGCGAUCGACGAAGAACACCUAAAACCUAGAACACAGACUCCUCGUCAAACAACAUCAUCAAUGGUUGACGAUUUUCAAGACUUGGGUGAUAUGGGGGUUUCCAAAUUUUAGCACUUCGAGCUUUUUGAACUGAUUUGUUUAACUCACGGAUACGAGGAUGAACCAGUUGAUGAUGGUUAUGGAAUGAGAUGAAGAGGAGGUUGAAAUUAACAAUCUUGCUGCUGGUGGGGAUGUGGUUGUAUAAGGUGAAGAGAAAGAAGAAGUUGAACCAAUUCAAGAGAUAGGAAGAUGUCUUAGUUUAUGGCUAAGUAUGAACAUCAUCAAUUCAUUGUGUGACAGGUCAUGGGAUGUGAUUACAAGGAACUCCCCAUCACGAGAUCAUAUAACAACUUAUUACCGGGUCACAUACAUCUCACUAAAAGGGGUAUAAGUCUUUAUCUUCGUAUCUUUGAUCUAUUGAUUAAUUCUGUUAGUCUCAUUCUAUGCAUGCUAUACUAGAAUGAAUGAAGAUAUGAUGCAUGCUCCUUGAUGUACGUUUUAUAUGUUGUAAGUCUAAAAUCUCUAUAAUGUGAAGCUAAUCAAUCUUUAUAAUAAGAAGAGAGUUUGUAUCCAAUCCCGGAAAUGAUAUCAUUUGGGAUAAGCUUCCUUCAAAUUGUAAACUUUUUCACGAGAAGAGUUUAGACAUCAGGUUCAUUUCUUUCAGUCACCAGUUAACAAGCAGGAAGGAGAUCUGGUUUUAUUGCCGUAGCCGUCGAGACCAAGCAGUGAUGUUAUGGAUGUUCACCAUGGAGCAAGACUCCGGGAAGAAUAAGAAGGAAGAUGGAGUGUAUCUGUUGGUGUUGAAACUGAAGAAACAGGGAGGAAGUAAACUCUGCUGCCAUACAAAUUCAAAGUGAAAGAGGAGAUCAAAGAAGGGAUAACUAGUCUGCAAAGGAUUAAGAUGAAUUGGGGUUUAUCUAUAUUUCAUAUCUGUAGGGAAGGAGACACAAUUGUCUUUUAAACCGACAGCAUGCUCAUGUUUCCUUCAUCACCAGAAAAUGCACACUUGGUGCCUGUAGAAAUGCCUGAAAGACGUUUCUUCACAACUCAGAGUGGCUCGAGCGUAUGGUUUGUUGGCUCGAGUUCAGAGCUGGAUUGAGCUCGAUUUAGAGCUGAUUUUAGGUGUUGAACUGGAAUUGUAUGGGCAUCAGAAGUGGUUAAAUUUGUGGUGAUUUGGCUGAGUUCUGGCAGUAGCAUAAAAAGAAGGAAUGAGUAGUUGUUGGACUGAGAUGGGCAUUAACAAGGAUUUUGGGUGAUGUUAGAAAUCAAAGAAGACAGAGAAGAACCUGAUGUUGUUGUUGCUAUAACUGACGUGCCAUAAAACUGCAAGAUGGACACAGUUGAAGCCAUAAGUAAAACACUUGUGGUACAAUGGCAAAGAUUUCCUCUAGUCAGAAUCCAAAUGGCACCUAUUUUUCGUUCCAUUUCCACUCAGAUAUGCUGGAGACCUCUAAGAUAAUUGAUUAUUUUACAUGGUGUCGAUGGUUCUCAUCUACAUGCAUAUAUAUUCAUGGGACCAAGAUACUACCAGAAGCUGAAGCACAUGGCACAUUGUUCAGAAGAUCUUAAAUUAAAAGUUGGUUAUGAUUCAGCGGUGCGACUUGGCUGGGCAUCUCUUUGGGUAAAUGUUCCUUACUCUCAUUUCUCAGUAUCACCUAUCUUACUCUCAGAUAUGAUAAUCUCCCACCCGUAGGGAAGAACAGAAAGAGAGGAAAACAAAAUUGCAGCAGAAAUCAAGAAGCUUCGAUUGAAAUAUUAAGAUCUUCACAAACUGCAGAUUUGGUGUGUUUCUUGCUGUCACCUACGUACUGUAUCAAUCAGUUGAAGAAGACAUCUAUAUGGGAGGUGCAGAAAUUGUUUAAGGGAAUUUUCUGGUAAAGCCCUAUGAUAAUUCGGUUUGGUUCAAGCUGUGGUUUUUCAUCUUCUACAUUUUAUCCUAUUCCAGGCUGUAGCUGAGAGUUUACUGAGGGGGUCCAUGGUACCAGUGAUUGGGUAAGUGAUACACUUAUUCAAGUCCCUAUUUUUUUAGGUAAUAUAUGAAGUGACUUGUGUGUCCGAAUAUGUAAUUUCUUCCACCGCCAAAAUCUUGCAUGAUUUAUGUCCAUUUUUUGUUUUAGAAUGAAGCUGUUCUGUUCGCUUUUAUAGUUACUGAUUCUUAGAUUAUGUGUGUCGUAUUGUGAAACCUAAAUUGGGCUGCUUGUAAAAAUUUUCGGAGUUUGAAAAAUAUCGCCAAGAUGAUCAGUUCAGUUCUGGAAACAGACUAGCUCAACUACUGAGCUUCACUCAUCAGAAGUCCCAACACUUACUCGAGUCUCAUUGGUCUCUAGUAUCUUUCAGGUUCUUCAUCAUCUUGGUCGUAUUUACAAGACGAGAAUUCAGCAUCCUCGUGUGACCAUCCUCUCAAAGCCACAAUAAUCUGCUGCAUUCUGAUUACUCACUGGAACUGGGGUAUUGCAUGAUAAAUUGGGGGAUAUCAGUUUUGACUAGGUCAACGAAGACUUGACCUUCUUUUGGUUGCAAAAACUUUAGCAACGACGUAAAUAUGUUGCUAAAUAUGAACCGGAACAACUACAUCAUGUUCUACUAAAAUAUAUCCAAGAAUAAAAUUAGCAACUAAGUAGCAACAGUUUAUUUCUGUUUUUAUAUUUUAAUUUCACAACAGCUUGUUUCUUGCUAAUGCCGUUGCUGACCGAAAUUAGCAACAGAGCUAGAGAUGUCGCGAAAACUGCUACAAUGUGUUUAGCGACGGCAAAAAUCUGUUGCAAGCCUGGUCAGCACCAGAUUUAAGCUGUUGCUAAACGUUAAAUUUGGUGUAGUGAGAUCUGGCUCAAACCUGGUUGACUUCCUUGACAACUCCUACACAAUCAGCUUUCGUCCAUGGGCUCCGGUGCAUGGCUCCAUAGUUCAAAUAGACACUUUUGCCUCUGUUCCGAAUACAUAUUUGCUUUCUGAAAAGAAUACGAGCAUUGGGGAGGUUGUGUUCAUGCGAAGUUGCACGCCUAGUUAUGUACCGUCUUUCUUUCGAGGAUCUUGUCAGGCAGUCUCUUACAACAAUGAUAGGGCGGUCGACAUAUGGGAUUUGACCAAGGGGUCCCGCUCUUUCGUCAGUUGGCUGUUCCAGAAAACUUGUUGCCAGCUGCUCUUGAUGCUAGUACUCUUGCGCCGGGACGAGUCCUUUCCAUUCAUGGAUUCGUGAAUGACAUAGUGAAGAAUACCUGUGGUAAGCCUUCUACUGCAACUUUAGCAAGACAUCCAUUAUUAAGGGAUCCUUCCUCUCUCAAACGGAAAUCUCCUAAUACGGACACAGACAGUCCCCGAAAGAAUGAGCGAAGGUCGAAAGAUCGCACGGGUGGUUUUCGAUCAGAUUCAAUGGCCCUUGUGACUUUCAGUUCUUCCAACGUUCGGGACGUAAACGCCUUUGCCCAGCUUGCACGUAGUCAGAAAACGGCGGCUCUCGCAGCAGAGAGUGGCAAUGCUGAGCCUCAGAGAAUGGCGGCUCUCGCGGAAGAGGAUGACAAUGCCAAGCCUUCUUGCGGUGAAGAAGAGCUCGAAAAUAAGGAAAGCUCGGAAUCUAGUGAUGAUGAAAAUAACUCUUCCAACAGCAGCGCUGAGUCUUCUUUUAGUCGGUCUGAAAGUGAAUCAGGAGAAACCGCACCUGAAGAUGGCCCUGAGGCGGAAAACCAUGCAAAUGCAGCUUUGUCUCCAACCGUGGAAGCUGCGCCUGGCGACCCGGAAAUGGAGGUCGAUCAAGAUAAAGAUGUUGUUGCGGCUCAAGUAGCGGAGAGUGCUCCAGCGACCGCUGGAGCUAUUUUAGUUAGGAAUCCCUUUCCAGUUGCCGGUUCGGAUGCGGGCGCCGUUUUCGCUCCUUCAUACUUAGUUCCUUAUAAAGAUCAUGUGUUGAUCGGCGGCUUCAGCGUGCCAGCCAAAUACGAGACGUUAUAUACCAAGAUAUGGGAAAGGUAUGGACACAUCGCCACAAACAAAAAAUUACUGAUCGGUUUGUGCUGGUCAAGCGUGUGGAGGAAGCUUUAUUUUCGAUUGACGACAUGUGCAAAGUGACUGUCCAUCGUGAUGUGUGCGUAGACCACAUGUUCAACGUUCCCUGGUUUGUUGAAGGUUUCUCUGAGAUCGAAAAGUUUCAGACCACGGCGGCUGAAGGCCCUUCCACGGAUGAGGUCGCGCAGCAGGAGGCGGACAUCAAAAGGUUAUCCACGGAGCUGAAGCUGAAA
Messenger RNA from Papaver somniferum (opium poppy), 4346 nucleotides. RefSeq lists its product as uncharacterized. Bases 3190 to 4176 code for a protein of 328 amino acids. Lineage: Eukaryota; Viridiplantae; Streptophyta; Magnoliopsida; Ranunculales; Papaveraceae. The transcript has 14 exons. The record is from RefSeq and is a predicted model, not a curated record.